AUCUAAACAAUCUAAACAUUAAACGGUCCAGCUGCCUCAAAUCCCUGGGAAUUUCAGAAUGACUGACACUUCUGAAGCUGUUUCAAAUUUUGAAGAGAUGUUUGCCAGUAGAUUCACAGAAGAUGACAAAGAGUACCAGGAAUACCUGAAACGCCCUCCUGAGUCCCCUCCAAUUGUUGAGGAAUGGAAUAGCAGAGCUGGUGGGAACCAAAGAAAUAGAGGCAAUCGGUUGCAAGAUAACAGACAGUUUAGAGGUAGGGAUAGCAGACGGGGGUGGCCAAGUGACAAUCGAUCCAAUCAGUGGCAUGGGCGAUCCUGGGGUAACAAUUACCCACAGCACAGACAAGAACCUUACUACCCCCAUCAAUAUGGACACUAUGGUUACAACCAACGGCCUCCCUAUGGCUACUACUGAUAGAAAUGUCAGCAGCUUUUAGUAAAACCAUUCACUCUGUUAACAUGACAAAAGUUUAUGUUGUAUUUUCUGUUGGUCAUAGUUUUACAUCUGAUUGUAGAGAGUGGAUUGAUGUUUUGGAACUUGAGACUUUUUUAAAAUUAGAUCUUACUGGAGAGAUAUGAUGGCUGCUGGAAAUAUCAAUAAAUACUCCCCUAAAAAGGUUGUGGAUUAUAUUGCUUGACUUCUACCUCAGAUUCUUCUUUAUUUCAUGACUUAAUAGUGCUUUGAAUGUUGUGAAUUUUUUCCUUGUUUGACUUUGGGGAGUUAUUUGUUUUACACAGAAAUAAAAAUUUUACAUAGAAGAUGCUUGCUUUUACUUUGUAAGGUAAGGAAGUAUCCCUGUACUCGGAUAUGCUCAUUCCUAAUAUUUUACAGAAGUAGUACAGUCAGCUCCUAAGUGCACAACUGUGCUCACUUGUGAUGUAUUUUACAUAGUAGUAGUUGAAAGGAAAACAGUUACAGUAUAUUUCAUUUGGCUUUUGUUAUUAUGUGACUGUGGUACUUUGUAAUUACUCUAUAGAUAUGAAUCAUCUUCACAAUCGUUUUGGUCUCUUUUUAGAGGGAUAUCAAGAAUAAAGCUGUAAAAUCAGGAAGGA
Molecule: messenger RNA, 1053 nt
Organism: Lipotes vexillifer (Yangtze River dolphin)
Lineage: Eukaryota; Metazoa; Chordata; Mammalia; Artiodactyla; Lipotidae
Gene: RAMAC
Product: RNA guanine-7 methyltransferase activating subunit
Exons: 3
Coding region: 59-415 (118 amino acids)
Biological process (GO): RNA 5'-cap (guanine-N7)-methylation
Cellular component (GO): mRNA capping enzyme complex
Molecular function (GO): RNA binding
Source: RefSeq, a predicted model, not a curated record